ACCCUUUAAAAGAACCAGAGUUGGUUGCGUUAAACACUCAUUCGUGGAGCAGCACCUUAAACAGAGCAACAUGGCUGGACAUACUGUGAGCUCUUUCGGGUUUUUAUGCAUCUCAUGUCUGAUUGGAGGGGUCAUUUCACUACCACUGAAAGCAUGGAGUGACUACAGCAGUCCUGGCUCUGCUUAUCCAAAAGCAGGUGAUGGAGGCAUGGUGUUUCCUUAUGGCAGAGCAAUGCAAGAGUACUACGGACCAGAGCCUUCAGCUUGGUCCAAGCAGAACAGUGACGCUAAGGCUGAUGGAGGGGUCUACUCAAAUGAAGGCUCGGAUAUGGAUGCUGGAGACUCUGUCUGGGCCAAGAACGGCGGUAUGGACUCUGGUAGUGACGGUUACUACCCUGUUCCUGAAGGCUACUCUAAGGAGCUAGUCCCCUCCAUGGAGGAGGAGACCACGGAAGAGGAGGAGGAGCCCGUGUUGAGCGACGUCUCUGACCUGGAUCCGGUCUACCACUUCAGUUCCAGGUCCCGCUACCAGCAAGGCAGACAGGCCUUCUUCCUAACCAGAUACAACCCCGGAGAGCCUACGGUCAACCUGGAUACUGUGUCUGAUCCGGUGUUCAUUACCAGUAGAUAAUGGUUUUGGCUCAAAAAUACCUUCACCUGCAUUGACCGACUUGAGCGUUCCAGGCUCUGCUCAUCCCAAAGUUGGUGAAAGUAGUUAGGUGGAUACUUCUAGGAGCACAUCCCAAGAUGACUACAACCUAGAAGGGCCUUUGCCUGGGUCCCGCCAUAGCGGCCACAGAAACACUGAGGCUGGACUCGACAAGCCAACCCCAGAGAGCAGCGAGGCUAGCCACCUGGUGGACUAUGAGGAGCUGGUGUGGAUCCAUGUCCCUGACCUUGAGCCGGGCGACUCCUUCAGCUACUAGCAAGCUGCACAGGUCUCCAUGCAAGCCCCCUAACCUCCCAGAUAGGUCUUGUCCUUGCCCCUCCCCAGACGCUUCUCUCUGCCAGGCCAACCACUAUUUGGGGCAUCUGCAAACUUGCAUUUUUAACUACUA
Gadus morhua (Atlantic cod) is the source of this 1058-nucleotide messenger RNA. RefSeq lists its product as uncharacterized. The coding region runs from base 71 to 631 and encodes 186 amino acids. The record is from RefSeq and is a predicted model, not a curated record. The transcript has 5 exons. NCBI's taxonomy places the organism in Eukaryota, Metazoa, Chordata, Actinopteri, Gadiformes, Gadidae.